AUGAUAGAAUUAACAAGCGGUUCUCCAAAAUUCAAAAAAUUGAUUUAUUCGUCGCAUGCUAUCGAAUCGCCCUAUACGCUCAAACAGAAAGGUCUGGUCGAAGCCGUCCAGGAUGAUAAUGAUCAAUGGCAUUUUAGCGUUGGGAAAGAGAAGGGUUUGGAUUUAAAUUUGAGUGGACUUCUGAGUCUGUUCGCCGAAGAAUGGUCUCAAUUUAAUAACAUGGAAGAAUAUGAUCCUGGACUGGUCCUGAAUCCCGUUCAAUACUUUACUCGGACCAUUAAUGGUAAACCUCCUAAACGGAACUCAGAGCCGAUGUUCCCAUACGCAUUGCAACAAGUGCCUCCGGAAGUGCUCGAACAAAUUCGAAUCGUUGGUCCGGAAGAGUACGAGAGGGUAUUGAAGGAAGCAAUGAUAGAGGCUACAAAAAUCAUGAAGGCCAAUUGGACAAGUCUGAAAAAGGUUUAUUGGUGGCAAGAUAGGAACAAACGACCUGAUUCACCUACGAGAGAUUAUCUUAGAUGGACCGCUGUCCUGAUCGAAGGCCCGGAACUGAUGUAUCAUGAUCUGAUUUGGUCAGAUGAAGGAUCGAUUCCUCCCGAUGUGGAAGAGCCGCUGGAUGAGAGAAGUGUAGGAAAAUGA
Molecule: messenger RNA, 639 nt
Organism: Kwoniella mangroviensis CBS 8507
Lineage: Eukaryota; Fungi; Basidiomycota; Tremellomycetes; Tremellales; Cryptococcaceae
Exons: 3
Coding region: 1-639 (212 amino acids)
Source: RefSeq, a predicted model, not a curated record